Capsaspora owczarzaki ATCC 30864 is the source of this 1467-nucleotide messenger RNA. RefSeq lists its product as hypothetical. The coding region runs from base 31 to 1389 and encodes 452 amino acids. The transcript is spliced from 6 exons. Lineage: Eukaryota; Filasterea; Ministeriida; Capsasporidae. The record is from RefSeq and is a predicted model, not a curated record. Gene Ontology annotation, molecular function: alpha-1,6-mannosyltransferase activity; GPI mannosyltransferase activity. Gene Ontology annotation, cellular component: mannosyltransferase complex; endoplasmic reticulum membrane. Gene Ontology annotation, biological process: GPI anchor biosynthetic process.
GCGAUUUACGCUGCGUUCUUGCAUUCGCAGAUGGCUGCUGAUGCGGCCAAAGUGGCAUCGCUGGCCACUGCGUCCAGAAUUGUCAUUCUGGCGGCUCAAGCAGCACUCAACGCGGCAAUCGAGGACUACGACACGUCGGGUCCCAUUGGAGUAGUAAAUCAAUCACGGCCAGAAGUCCAGGCGGCACUGGGUGGCCUGGCAAGAUGGGAUGGCGUUUACAUGCUGCGAAUUGCGCAAAUGCAAGAAUACGAAUUUGAGCAAAUUUCAGCCUUCUUUCCACUCUACCCGGCGAUCGUCCAUGCUGUUGGAUGGAUGUUGGGUGGAUCAGCGUCAUCUUUGCUGAUCGCGGCAGCUUUCGUCUCGAAUGUCUGCUUUGUUAUCGCCACAAUCGGACUGUUUCUUCUGUCAAAACGCGUGCUCAACACUGACAGGCAUGCCGGAAUCGUGGCUGCGCUGUUUAUGCUCAAUCCCGCAAACAUCUUCUUCUCGGCUGCCUACACGGAGAGCUUGUUUGCCGCUCUUACGUUUUGGGCCUUUUACUUUGCCGAGCGCGCUUUCAAUCCUGUGCAAAGCAGGCGAGCAUGGUUGUGGCAUGGGACUUGCGCAAUCACCUUGGCACUCUCGUCCCUCAAUCGGGGCAAUGGCAUGGUCUCCGUCGCGCUCCCGUUGUUCCUGCUCGUCUCGCAACUUCGUCACAACCUGCUCUACCAACCCCAGCGGCGUCGUGUUCGACUCGUGCUGGGUAAUCUCCUCCUUGCCUGCUUUUAUGUGACUUUUGCCGUAGGGCCGUUUCUGUGGUGGCAGUAUCGCUCCUACCAUGAGUUUUGCACAAGCCCCGAAGCUACGCGUCCCUGGUGUAGUCAAUCCCUGCCUUUCAUUUACAGUUUUGUUCAAGAGCACUACUGGAAUAACGGGUUUUUGAGAUACUACGAGCUCAAGCAAGUGCCAAACUUUGUGUUGGCUCUACCAAUCCUUGUGCUUGCGUUUGCAACGGUGGGCAACUUUGCACUUACUACGCUUGCGGAGGGUCGAUUGCGGGAUUUUGUUCUUCAAGGCCGGACGUUUCAGUUCGCACACUGCAUUUGGAACUCGGCCACAUUCCCAUAUAUUGUGCAGUUGAUGGCUAUGAGUCUACUUGGUUUGUUGUUCAUGAAUGUGCAGGUCUUGACUCGGUUCUUAUGCGCCAGUUGCCCGGCAAUCUUCUUUGGAGCAGCAAACAUUGUGCAACCAAUCAAACUCCGCACGAACAACACAAAAAACACCACGCACUCAGUCAUGGCACAUCCAACUGGCAUUCCCGGUCUUCAAGCCAUCGCUCUUGUGGCGUAUUUUGUCCUGUACUCGAUGCUGGGCUGCCUACUCUUCCCAAACUUUUACCCUUGGACUUGAUCGGCAGCAGUAGUGGGCUAUUCGUCUAGCAGCUCCUUGUGUGAAAGCAACCACUGCAAUAAAACAAAUAACCAUGAG